Alternaria alternata is the source of this 1752-nucleotide messenger RNA. Its product is annotated as fumarylacetoacetate hydrolase FahA. The coding region runs from base 385 to 1608 and encodes 407 amino acids. Gene Ontology annotation, biological process: L-phenylalanine catabolic process; homogentisate catabolic process; L-tyrosine catabolic process. NCBI's taxonomy places the organism in Eukaryota, Fungi, Ascomycota, Dothideomycetes, Pleosporales, Pleosporaceae. The transcript has a single exon. Gene Ontology annotation, molecular function: fumarylacetoacetase activity. The record is from RefSeq and is a predicted model, not a curated record.
AGAAGACACGCUUGGCCGCUUUCGUGCUAGACUGAACGCGUACCCGCGGCCAUCUUUCCACGAAGUCUGAAUAAGAACCGCUGCGUCAACGUUGACCGGAUAACCAUGGAACGCCUAGUCCCCGCUAUUGUCGUCUCAUUCGAUACCAUGGCCGUUGUGCCUUCCGGUCAUAGUAACACAUGCGGAGAUGGGAUGUGGAGGGGCGGCCUCCGAGAUGAACAUCCCCACCUACACGCGCUGUCAGCUCUCCAGUCGCGACUCCAGGUUCAGGUAAAGCCUUGAAGCUGUGUUCUGGGGUUUGAGUAUUACGAACUCGAUACCACAAACUACUUUGUGCUCACAAGUUAAUCGUCCUCUGAUACCAAUAAAGCUCUCCUUCACACAAUGGCAGACAAUUACGCUUCGCAUUUCAGCGUGAACAACAUCCCAUACGGGAUUGCAAGCUCGUCGAAACGCCACGCACCACAAUGCGCGACACGAAUUGGUGAUGAAGUCAUCUUCCUGGCAGAGCUCGCGGAGCACGACUCUUUUAAGGCCAUCGCAGCACCGCUAUGGUCCAUCUUCCGCGAACCCACACUGAACACGUUCGCCGCUCUAGGGAAGGACAUUCAAAGUGAAGUGCGUUCUGCAGUACGAGAAGCAUAUAAUAGCAAGUCAUAUGCCAAAUACUCGGAAAACAUCAGCGAUGUUACCCUCCAUAUGCCAGUACAUAUUGGAGACUUCACAGACUACAGUGCUUCUGCCAACCACGUUCUCAACGCAGGAGAAGCAGUAAUGGGAGUCCGUUCUUAUCCUCCAGCCUUCAAAAAGUACCCCGUUGGCUACGCGGGUCGGUCGAGUUCGAUCACUGUGUCAGGAGCGCCCGUCAUGAGACCUUUGGGUCAGUUCAUCGAAGACUACACUGUUCCAGAUAAGAAGAUUAUCUUUGGACCAUCGCGGGGUUUGGAUUACGAGAUGGAGAUUGCUGCAGUCAUUGGCAAACCUGUAGAAGCUGGGACUUACCUGAACGCGAAAGAUGCCGACGACCACAUAUUUGGCCUAGUUCUGUUGAACGACUGGAGCGCAAGAGACAUUCAGGGCUUGGAAAUGAACCCCUUAGGCCCAUUCAACGGAAAGAACUUUAUGACUUCAAUCACGCCUUGGGUUGUUACGCUAGAAGCAUUGAAGCCUCAUGAAGUCUCGGCCCCGCCCCGUAUGGAGCCUGUAGCCUCUUUUAUGGACGACCCCAAAAGUAUCAACUACAAUAUCCAGCUCGAAGGUCAGAUCAUCCGAAACGGUAAUCAGACUACGACAUGUAAGGUUGGCUUCGAAACAAUGUACUGGACCUUCAGACAUAUGUUAGCGCACCAUACUAUUGGCGGAUGUUCACUCCGGACAGGAGAUCUGAUCGCCAGCGGAACAGUUUCUGGUGAACAGGACCAUGAACACGGAUGUUUGCUCGAGUUGACAAAGAACGGCAAGGCUCCAAGCAAAUUGAGCGAUGGAUCUGAGCUACGCUACCUUAACGAUGGGGAUGAAGUUCGCUAUAUCGGUGUGGUUGGCGAUGGAGGGGCUGGAGUCGGAUUUGGAGCGUGCAUUGGCACCGUAAAGCCUGCCCAGAAAAUAUAGAAGCGUCUAGCCAUUUUCCGAGUGGCGAUCACUAUAGCUUUCGGCUGAGCAAGGGGUGAGACAUAAUGGUUGUACAGUCUGAGUGGGGUUGACCAAUGUUCAGCUGCAUCCUGAUUCAACAAUUGGUUGGCAAGCGUGGUACAU